AAACCUUCUGGACAUCAUUGGCUGGAGUGUCUACAAGAUGAGCCUGUUUGCAGAUUGAAUGUGGAUAAAUUUAGUUGUUUUGUGACAAAGGUAACAGUGGCCAGAAAUACAACAGUUGAAAUAUUUGUAAACAAAAGACUAUAGGAGCAAAAAGAAUAAAAAAAGAACGUAUAUUGUGAAGUUGAAGGAAAAAUAAUGGAAAAGAGUGAGAAAGUGAAGGAACAGAUUUUACCAGAAGUUAGCAAAAAAGAGAGACAAAAAUUGUCACAUGACUGUGAUGUGUGUAAAAAGUCUUUCUCAAGUAAAUGUAACUUAAAUAGUCACAAACGUAUUCAUACAGGAGAGAAGCCAUUUCACUGUGAAAUCUGUGGUAAAUCAUUCUCUCAAAGUGGCAACUUAGCUAAACAUAAACGUAUUCAUACAGGAGAGAAGCCAUAUUCCUGUAAUAUCUGUGGUAAAUCAUUUUCUGAUAAAAGUGCUCUAACUCAACAUAAACGUAUUCAUACAGGAGAGUCACCAUAUCAUUGUAGUGUCUGUGGUACAAGAUUCUCUGACCAAAGUGUUUUAAGUAAUCACCAGCAUUGUCAUACAGGAGAGAAGCCAUUUCAAUGUGACAUCUGUGGUAAAUCAUUCUCUCAAAGAAGUGCUUUAACUAAUCACAAGCGUAUUCAUACAGGGAAGAAGCCAUAUUCCUGUAAUAUCUGUGGUAAAUUAUUUCCUGGUAAAAGUGCUCUAACUUAUCAUAAACGUAUUCAUACAGGAGAGUCACCAUAUCCUUGUGAUAUCUGUGGUAAAUCAUUCACCGUGAGUUCUAACUUAACUGGACACAGACGUAUUCAUACAGGAGAAACACCAUAUUCUUGUGAUAUCUGUGGUAAAUUAUUCUCUCAAAAUAUUUAUUUGACUUUACACAAACGUAUUCAUACAGGAGAGACACUAUUUCACUGUGAAAUCUGUGGUAAAUCAUUCUCUCAAAGUGGCAACUUAGAUAAACAUAAACGUAUUCAUACAGGAGAGACACCAUAUUCUUGUGAUGUCUGUAAUAAAUCUUUCUCUACCAGUAGUAACCUAAUGACCCAUAAACGUAUUCAUACAGGAGAGACACCAUAUUCUUGUGAUAUCUGUGGUAAAUCAUUCUCUCAAAGUGGCAACUUAGCUAAACAUAAACGUAUUCAUACAGGAGAGACACCAUAUUCUUGUGAUGUCUGUAAUAAAUCUUUCUCUACCAGUAGUAACCUAAUGACCCAUAAACGUAUUCAUACAGGAGAGACACCAUAUUCUUGUGAUAUCUGUGGAAGGUCAUUUACUCAACAUAGCAGCUUAACUUCUCACAAAUGUGUUCAUAAGGGGAAGAAGCAAUCCCACUAAUAUUUAAACUAAAUCAUAAUCUCUAAGGGGUUACUGAAACCCUUUACCAUGUACGUUAUUCUGUCGAAUGCGAUGUUUAUAUAUUCACAUUAUUUUCAAUUUGCCAUCCAAAGGUUUAGUAAAAUUCUAUCAAUUAGAAAAAAGAUAUUUAAUUUUAAUUCUCAAAUUUUUAUCAAUUUUUGCGUGAUAUUAAAGGGACACUACUCAUAUAUGAACUUAGGCGCACACACACAGACACAGGAGACAAAAGACAAUACAAAGAGUUUUCAAAUUGAGUAAACAGGAGUAGUUGUGUGGUAAGUAGCUUGCUUACCUUUGUCGGAGACGGACGUGUUUGUUUUUGGCAGAGAGUUCUUGCUGCUUGAUGUCACGUCUUUCGUCGUGAAAUAUUGAACUUUGAGGCUCGACUACAGGUAGGCGUUUGUCGUAUAUUUUGAGGGUUUAGUGGAGUUUGUUGCCCUGUAUUUAAUAUUUUUUGGUGAGUAAUAGACUCCAAUCUGCUCCAGACAUUUGCCUGCCUGUGGCCGCCUAUAAAGACUCACUUUGCAGUGAGAAUUGUGUUUUCGAGGAGGCAUAGCCCCUCCGCAAAAAUUAAUUUCUUUGCGAAAAUUAUCUUCGUGUCUGUGGAUUACCAAGGCAGGAAGGACUGUUUUGCAAGGUGGACGUGAGUGUUUUGGCUCUGGACAAUUACAAGAAAAAAGAACAAAAACAGAGAAGGUUGUCGAGGCCAGUGAUUUUGUUUUAUCUGAGCUGGGUGUAAUU
Molecule: messenger RNA, 2130 nt
Organism: Octopus sinensis (East Asian common octopus)
Lineage: Eukaryota; Metazoa; Mollusca; Cephalopoda; Octopoda; Octopodidae
Product: zinc finger protein 665-like
Exons: 2
Coding region: 196-1368 (390 amino acids)
Biological process (GO): regulation of transcription by RNA polymerase II
Cellular component (GO): nucleus
Molecular function (GO): RNA polymerase II cis-regulatory region sequence-specific DNA binding; DNA-binding transcription factor activity
Source: RefSeq, a predicted model, not a curated record